Messenger RNA from Trichomycterus rosablanca, 18547 nucleotides. Its product is annotated as ryanodine receptor 1-like. Gene Ontology annotation, cellular component: calcium channel complex; smooth endoplasmic reticulum; Z disc. Gene Ontology annotation, biological process: striated muscle contraction; intracellular calcium ion homeostasis; release of sequestered calcium ion into cytosol by sarcoplasmic reticulum. The record is from RefSeq and is a predicted model, not a curated record. Gene Ontology annotation, molecular function: protein binding; ryanodine-sensitive calcium-release channel activity. Lineage: Eukaryota; Metazoa; Chordata; Actinopteri; Siluriformes; Trichomycteridae. The transcript has 106 exons. The coding region runs from base 218 to 15403 and encodes 5061 amino acids.
UGACUGUCACUCUCUCCUACACCACCGUGAGAGCUACGGGACACAUGGUGUCCUCCAACACACCUACACACAGCACUGAGAGAGCGAGUGUAUAAGAGAGUGUGUAUGAGAGAGUGGAGAGAGAGAGAGAAAGGUAGAAAAAAAGUCUCGCUGAGGAGAAAAGCUGAAGGAUUUUUGUGAUUUCUCCUGAGGAGCUGUUGCCACCGCUGGAAGCAGGAUGGCUGAUGGCGAGGGAGAUGAGGAGAUCCAGUUCCUGCGAACGGGUGACACGGUGGUGCUCCAGUGUACAGCGACCGUCCUGAAAGAGCAGAUCAAGCUCUGUCUGUCAUGUGAGGGCUUUGGGGACCGACUAUGCUUUCUUGAAACAACGUCCAACGCUCAGAAUGUGCCUCCUGAUUUGGCAAUUUGCGCCUUCGUGCUGGAGCAGUCGCUCUCGGUGCGGGCGUUGCAGGAGAUGCUGGCCAACACUGUCGAGAUGAACGAGGCGGUCGAUUUGGACCAGUGGUCCUCUCAAGGAGGUGGUCAUCGAACGCUGCUAUAUGGCCACGCCAUUCUGCUGAGACACAGCCAUUCUGGCAUGUAUCUCAGUUGCCUGACCACAUCACGUUCACUCACGGACAAGCUGGCCUUUGAUGUGGGCUUGCAGGAGGACUCUACAGGCGAGGCAUGCUGGUGGACUAUCCAUCCAGCCUCUAAGCAGAGGUCAGAAGGUGAGAAGGUCAGAGUAGGAGAUGACCUCAUCUUGGUUAGCGUGUCCUCCGAGAGAUACCUGCACCUGUCCUAUGCCAGCGGGGACUUAAUGGUGGACGCCUCGUUCAUGCAGACUCUGUGGAACAUGAAUCCAGUCUGUUCAGGAUGUGAACUUGCAGAGGGUUUUUUAACUGGAGGCCAUGUUCUGCGAUUGUUCCAUGGUCAUAUGGAUGAAUGUCUGGCCAUCUCACCACCAGACCAAGGAGAAGAACAGCGCAAGAUUGCUCAGUACGAGUCAGGAGCGGUCUGCAGUCAAGCUCGGUCUUUAUGGAGACUUGAACCUCUGAGAAUCAGCUGGAGUGGAAGUCAUAUGAAGUGGGGUCAGCCGUUCCGUAUCCGUCACAUCACCACCGGGCGUUAUGUGUGUCUGGAUGAAGAAAAGGGCCUGAUGGUACUUGAACCUGCGAAGGCCAACACCAAACAGUCGGCCUUCUGCUUCCGAGCCUCCAAGGAGAAGGUUGAGGUUGCAAAGAAGCGUGAUGUUGAGGGCAUGGGCAUACCAGAAAUCAAGUACGGUGAGUCCAUGUGCUUCGUGCAGCAUGUCUCCACGGGUCUGUGGCUCACCUAUGCUGCCCUUGAUGCCAAAGCAGCUCGUCUGGGUACCAUGAAGAGAAAGGUCACUCUGCAUCAGGAAGGCCACAUGGAUGAUGCUGUAGUGCUGUCACGCUCUCAGACGGAGGAGUCUCAGGCAUCUCGCAUGAUUUACAGCAACACAGCUCUUUUUACGCAGUUCAUCAAGGGACUGGACUCUCUGAGUGGAAAGAACAGGGCUGCUGGACCAGUGUCUCUGCCACUGGAUGGAGUAAUUCUGUCCCUGCAGGAUCUGAUCCAUUACUUCCGACCGCCCGAGGAGGAGCUGGAGCACGAGGAGAAGCAGACCAAACUGCGCUCACUGCGGAACCGACAGAACCUUUUUCAAGAAGAGGGAAUGAUCACCAUAGUGCUGGACUGUGUGGACAGGCUGAAUGUGUACAACACUGCUGCACACUUUUCUGAGUUUGCUGGAGAGGAAGCAGCUGAGUCUUGGAAAGAAAUUGUCAACCUGCUCUAUGAACUGCUAGCUUCUCUCAUCAGAGGAAACCGUACUAACUGUGCUCUGUUCUGUGAUAACCUGGACUGGCUGGUCAGUAAACUGGACCGUCUAGAGGCCUCCUCAGGUAUUCUGGAGGUGUUGUAUUGCAUUUUGAUUGAAAGCCCUGAAGUCCUGAACAUCAUUCAGGAGAACCACAUUAAAUCCAUUAUCUCUCUACUGGACAAGCAUGGACGCAAUCACAAGGUGUUGGAUGUGCUGCGAUCUUUGUGCGUGUGUAACGGUGUGGCUGUUAGAUCCAAUCAAAACCUCAUUACAGAAAAUCUACUUCCGCGUCGUGACCUUCUUCUGCAGACGAAUAUUGUAAAUUAUGUAGCCAGUGUAAGGCCCAAUAUCUUUCUUGGAACAUGUGAGGGUUCAACCCAGUAUAAAAAGUGGUACUACGAGAUGAUCGUAGACUACGUGGAGCCGUUUGUGACAGCUCAGGCCAGUCACUUGCGCGUUGGCUGGGCCCUGACUGAGGGAUACAGUCCUUAUCCUGGAGGUGGAGAAGGCUGGGGAGGCAAUGGAGUCGGUGAUGACCUUUACUCUUACGGAUUUGAUGGACUUCAUCUCUGGUCAGGUCACGUGCCUCGUCAGGUGGCGUCACCCAGUCAGCAGUGUCUUGCAGCUGACGAUGUUGUGAGCUGCUGUCUGGAUCUGAGCGUGCCCAGUAUUUCUUUCCGUAUCAACGGGCAUCCCGUUCAGGGCAUGUUUGAGAACUUCAAUUUAGACGGCCUCUUCUUCCCAGUCAUUAGCUUCUCAGCUGGAGUCAAAGCCCGAUUUCUGUUAGGUGGACGUCAUGGAGAAUUCAAGUUCUGUCCUCCUCCUGGCUAUUCUCCAUGCUAUGAAGCUGUACUGCCCAAAGAGAGGCUGCGCAUUGAGCCCAUAAAGGAAUACAAGCAUGAUUUUAAUGGAGUCAGAAAUCUACUGGGCCCCACGCAGUCUCUUACACACACCUCAUUCACACCCUGCCCUGUGGAUACUGCUCAGAUCGUUUUGCCUCCUCAUCUGGAGCGCAUCAGAGAGAAACUCGCUGAGAACAUCCACGAGCUGUGGGCUGUGACCCGCAUCGAGCAGGGUUGGACCUACGGCCUGUUCCGAGAUGACAAUAAGAAAUUGCACCCAUGCCUGGUGGACUUCCAGAGCUUGCCAGAACCAGAGAGAAACUACAACCUGCAGAUGUCUGGAGAGACUUUAAAGACUCUGCUGGCUCUGGGCUGCCAUGUGGGUAUGGGAGAUGAGAAAGCAGAAGAAAACCUGAAGAAGAUCAAACUGCCCAAAACGUAUGUGAUGAGCAGUGGUUACAAGCCAGCCCCUUUGGACCUUAGUCACGUAAAACUCACACCCAAUCAAAACCAGCUGGUGGAAAAGCUGGCAGAGAAUGGGCACAAUGUGUGGGCACGAGACCGAGUGAGGCAGGGUUGGACCUACAGCAUUGUACAGGACAUUCUGAAUAAGCGUAACCCUCGUUUGGUACCGUAUAACCUGCUGGACGAGAGAACCAAGAAAACCAACAGAGACAGUGUGAACAGCGCCGUACGCACUCUCAUUGGCUACGGAUACAACAUUGAGCCACCUGACCAAGAAAGUAGUCAUGCUGUGGAGGGCAUCCAAGGCAAUAAAGUAAGACUCUUCAGAGCUGAGAAGCAGUACGCUGUCACCUCAGGAAAAUGGUAUUUUGAGUUUGAAGCAGUGACAACAGGAGAGAUGAGAGUGGGCUGGGCCCGACCCAAUGUACGUGCUGGCACUGACCUGGGAACUGAUGAGCUGGCUUACGUCUUUAAUGGAAACAGGGCUCAGCGUUGGCACAUAGGUAAUGAGCCAUUUGGUCGCCAGUGGCAGUCCGGAGAUGUGGUGGGAUGCAUGAUUGACCUGGUGGAGAUGAACAUCAUGUUCACUCUGAAUGGAGAGAUGCUGAUCAGUGACUCUGGUUCAGAAAUGGCCUUCAAAGACAUUGAGAUUGGAGACGGUUUUAUUCCCGUGUGUUCACUGGGCCUGUCUCAGGUGGGCCGAAUUAACCUGGGCCGGAAUGUCAGCAGUCUGCGCUAUUUUGCCAUCUGUGGGCUGCAGGAGGGCUUCGAACCUUUUGCCAUCAACAUGAAAAGAGACAUCACCAUGUGGUUCAGCAAAAGUCUGCCUCAGUUCAUCACAGUGCCCACUAACCACAAUCACAUUGAGUUGUCUCGUGUGGAUGGCACAGUAGACACUGCUCCCUGUCUUAAACUUACCCACAAGACUUUCGGCUCCCAGAAUGCCAACACAGACAUGAUGUUUUUAAGGCUCAGCUUGCCUAUCGAGUUCCACGAGACAUUUAAGGUGCCUGCGGGCACCACGCCCCUGACUCGGACGCUCACUAUACCAGAAGACGAAGUGCUGGAGGUGGAUCCAGACUCUGAGUACGAGCUGCUUAAGAAGUCGGCGAGCAAGAAGGAGCAGGAUGAAAAGGAGAAGGAGGCGUCUGUGCCUAAAGACAUUCCUGGUGUCAAAGAAAAUGACAAGGAUACGGCAUCUGAGAAAGGCAAAAAGAAAGGUUUUCUGUUUAAGGCUAAGAAAGCGGCCCUGAUCGCUGCUCCUCCUCCCCCUGUUGUUGUGCCACGCCUGGUGGAGGAUGUGGUUCCUGAUGACCGUGAUGACCCAGAGAUCAUCCUCAACACCACUACGUAUUACUACUCAGUGCGGAUCUUUGCUGGUCAAGAGCCCGGUGGCGUUUGGAUUGGCUGGGUCACUCCUGACUACCACCAGUAUGAUCCUAGCUUUGACCUCUUUAAAGUGCGCAAUGUCACAGUGACUGUAGGAGACGACAAGGGUAAUGUACAUGACAGCAUAAAGAGGAGCAACUGCUACAUGGUGUGGGGAGGAGAUCUGAUUAGUGGUUCCCAGCAGCGCUUUAGUCAGGAGGAUCUGGUGGUUGGUUGUCUGGUUGAUUUGGCCACAGGUCUCAUGACUUUUAUGGCCAAUGGAAAGGAAAUUAACACUUUUUAUCAGGUGGAGCCCAACACCAAGCUUUUCCCUGCUGUGUUUGUUCAGCCCUUCAGCCAGAACAUGCUGCAGUUUGAGCUGGGCAAGCUUAAGAACAUCAUGCCCCUCUCAGCAGCCAUGUUCCGCAGUGAGAGGAAGAACCCCGUACCCCAGUGUCCUCCUCGUCUGGAUGUGGAGAUGCUCACGCCGGUUAUAUGGAGCCGUGUGCCCAACCACUUCUUGAAACCUGAGGUGGGCAAAAUGAGUGAGCGGCAUGGCUGGAUGGUAGAAUGCACCGAACCGCUCACCAUGAUGGCACUGCACAUCCCUGAGGAGAACAGGUGUAUUGACGCCCUGGAGCUGUCGGAGCGUCACGACCUGCUGAAGUUCCACUACCACACUCUGAUGCUGUAUUGCGCCGUGUGCGCUCUGGGUAACAACCGCGUGGCUCAUGCCCUCUGCAGCCAUGUGGAUGAAUCACAGCUCUUCUACGCUAUCGAGAACACGUAUCUGCCGGGGCCUCUGCGUAUCGGCUACUACGACCUGCUCAUCAGCAUCCACCUGGAAUCAGCCAAGCGCAACCGUCUGGGCACCAAUCGGGAGUUUAUCGUGCCUAUGACUAAGGAGACGCUCAGCAUCACCUUGUACCCAGACGCUGAGAAAGCCCACGAUCUGCCCGGUGUAGGACUUACCACCUGCCUUAGACCCAAACUUCAUUUCUCGGCCAUUAACUUUGUGGGUACUGACCCAGACCUGUACACUCUCAGUCCCAUCUUCCCUCUGCAGGACCUAAAGACCAGGGCUCUGAGCAUGCUCACUGAAGCUGUGAUGGAUGGCAGUCAGGCCAUGCGUGAUCCAGUAGGUGGCAGUGUCGAGUUUCACUUUGUGCCCAUCCUCAAACUCAUCAGCACCCUCCUCAUCAUGGGCAUCUUUAAUGAUGAAGACGUUAAGCACAUCCUCAAGAUGAUCGACCCCAAUGUCUUCGGAACAGCCAAGGAGAACGCAGAGGAGGAAGGAGAGGGUGAAGCCGGGGAAGCUGCAGCUAAAGAGCAGGGAGAAGAGGCAAAAGAGGAAGAGGAGGCAGCAGAGGGAGAGGAGGAACUGCUGGAUGAAGGAGUGGGUGAGGAAGAGGAGGAUGAAGAGCUUACAGCCCUAAAGAAAAAGGAAGAACAUGAGAAGGUGGAGGAGGAGCAGGAGGGAGAGGAAAAGGUGAAUGGAGAGAAAACUGAGGAGGAGAAGGAGGCAGAGGAGGGAGAACCAGAGGAACAGGUAGAAGAGGAAGAGGCGCCAGAGGAAGGACUGCUUCAGAUGAAGCUGCCCGAGUCUGUCAAACUGCAGAUGUGCACACUGCUGCAGUAUUUCUGUGACUGUGAGCUGAGGCAUCGUGUAGAAGCCAUUCUUGCUUUCUCAGACAACUUUGUGCAGUACAUCCAGACCAAUCAACGUGAACGUUACAAUCAGCUCAUGAGAGCUUUCACCAUGUCUGCUGCUGAAACCGCCCGGAGAACCAGAGAGUUCCGCUCUCCUCCUCAAGAACAGGUCAUGUUGCUGACUAACUUUAAACACAGUCCUGACGAUGAGGAGUGUCCGGUACCUGAUGAAACACGAGAAUGUCUGCAGAACUUCCACAACGACCUUCUGAAUCACUGCGGCAUACAUUUGGAAGAAGAGGAGGAGGAAGAGGAGGUCGACAUGUCACUUAAAGGAAGGCUGCUCAAACUGGUGGAAAAAGUUAAGAACAUCCGUAAGCCACAAGUAGAAGAGGAGCCUGAGCCAGACGAAGAGCCCAAACCUAGCACACUGCAGGAGCUGAUCUCCCACACGAUGAUUCACUGGGCACAGGAAUCAUUUAUCCAGAAUCCCGAGCUGGUCCGAAUGAUGUUCAGCCUGCUGCAUCGGCAGUAUGACUCUCUAGGGGAGUUGAUUCGUGCCCUGCCCAAAGCCUACGCCAUCAACGCCGUGUCUGUACAGGACAUUAUGGACCUGCUGGAGUGCCUGGGUCAGAUCCGCUCACUUCUCAUUGUCCAGAUGGGUCCCGAGGAAGAGACGCUUAUGAUCCAGAGCAUCGGUAACAUCAUGAACAACAAGGUGUUCUACCAGCACCCCAACUUGAUGAGGGCACUUGGCAUGCACGAGACCGUCAUGGAGGUCAUGGUGAAUGUGCUCGGAGGUGGAGGAGACUCAAAGGAGAUUCGAUUCCCCCAAAUGGUGACAAACUGCUGUCGUUUCCUGUGUUACUUCUGUCGUAUCAGUCGCCAAAACCAGCGUUCCAUGUUCGACCACCUCUCCUAUCUGCUGCAGAACAGCGGCAUCGGCCUGGGAAUGCGUGGAUCUACACCUCUGGAUGUAGCUGCAGCUUCCUGCAUUGACAACAAUGAGCUGGCAUUAGCUCUGCAGGAACAGGAGCUGGAGAUGGUGGUGACGUACCUGGCUGGCUGCGGUCUGCAGAUGUGUCCCAUGCUGUUAUCUAAAGGCUACCCUGAUAUUGGCUGGAACCCCGGUGGUGGAGAGCGCUAUCUGGACUUCCUCCGCUUUGCUGUGUUUGUUAAUGGUGAGAGCGUAGAGGAGAAUGCUAACGUGGUGGUGCGGCUGCUGAUUCGCCGUCCCGAGUGCUUCGGCCCUGCCCUGAGAGGAGAGGGUGGCGCUGGCCUUCUGGCUGCCAUGGAGGAUGCCAUUAAGAUCUCAGAGGAUCCAGCCCGGGAUGGACCUACACCGAAAAAAGACAGACGUUUUAUGUUUGGUGGUGAGGAGCAGCAGGAGGAGAACAGGUUGCAUCUAGGAAACGCCAUCAUGUCAUUCUACUCAGCUCUUAUUGACUUGCUGGGUCGCUGCGCUCCUGAGAUGCAUUUGAUCCAGGCUGGUAAGGGUGAAGCUCUGAGAAUUAGAGCUAUAUUGAGGUCUCUGGUGCCUAUUGAAGACUUGGUAGGAGUCAUCAGUUUGCCAGUGCAGAUUCCCACAUUUGGCAAAGACGGUCAGAUCAUCGAGCCCAAAAUGUCUGCCAGUUUUGUACCAGACCACAAGGCAUCCAUGGUGUUGUUCUUAGACAGAGUGUACGGUAUUGAUAACCAGGAUUUCCUGCUGCAUGUUCUGGAGGUUGGCUUCUUGCCUGAUAUGAGAGCCUGUGCCUCUCUAGACACGGUGGCUUUCAGUACCACUGAGAUGGCGCUGGCACUGAACCGUUAUCUGUGUUCAGCUGUGUUGCCACUCCUGACCAAAUGUGCACCACUGUUUGCGGGCAGCGAUCAUCGUGCCAUCAUGAUCGACUCCAUGCUGCACACCAUCUACAGACUGUCCCGCGGCCGGGCGCUCACCAAGGCCCAGCGUGACGUCAUCGAGGACUGCCUCAUGUCCCUAGUCAAGUACCUGCACCCAUCAAUGCUGCAGCAUCUGUUGAGGCGACUUGUAUUCGACGUGCCGAUUCUUAACGAAUAUGCCAAGAUGCCUCUAAAACUGCUGACAAAUCACUACGAGCGCUGCUGGAAGUACUACUGCCUGCCGAACGGAUGGGCUAACUUUGGUACCACGUCAGAAGAGGAGCUGCAUCUGUCACGCAAACUGUUCUGGGGAAUCUUUGAGUCUCUGGCGCACAAGAAAUUCGAUGCAGAGUUGUUUAAGAUUUCCAUGCAGUGCAUUUGUGCAAUCGCUGGUGCCAUCCCUCCUGACUACGUAGAUGCCAGCUAUUCCGCCACAGAGAAGAAAGCCACAGUCGAUGCCGAGGGUAACUUUGAUCCCAGACCUAUAGAGACUACCAACACCAUUAUCCCUGAGAAACUGGACGCCUUUAUCAACAAAUUUGCAGAGCAUUCUCAUGAUAAGUGGGCUUUUGAGAAGAUCCAAAAUAACUGGACCUAUGGAGAAACCCUGGAUGAGAUUGCCAAGUCCCAUCCUAUGCUCCGUCCAUACAAAACCUUUUCAGAAAAAGAUAAAGAGAUCUAUCGCUGGCCCAUUAAGGAGUCCAUUAAGGCCAUGCUGGCCUGGGAGUGGACUAUAGAGAAAGCUCGAGAUGAGGGUGAGAAGGUGGAAAAGGCUGCCAGGAAGAUUUCUCAAACUGCUCAGGCUACUUAUGACCCUAGCCAGGGAUACUCACCUCAGCCAGUGGAUUUAACAACCAUGGCUUUGUCCAGAGAACUGCAGUCCAUGGCAGAGCAACUGGCUGAGAAUUACCACAACACAUGGGGCAGAAAGAAGAAGAUGGAGCUUCAAGCUAAAGGUGGUGGUACCCAUCCUCUGCUUGUUCCCUAUGACACUCUUACGGCCAAGGAGAAAUCUCGUGACAGAGAAAAAGCCCAAGACCUGCUGAAAUUUCUCCAGUUUGAAGGAUAUGCUGUUACCAGAGGUUUGAAGGACAUGGAGCAGGAGAUCUCCUCCAUCGAAAAGCGUUUUGCUUAUGGUUUCCUCCAGAAGCUGCUGAAGUGGAUGGAGAUCGCUCAGGAGUUCAUUGCACAUCUGGAGGCUGUUGUAAGCAGCGGAAGAGUCGAAAAAUCACCUCAUGAGCAGGAGAUCAAAUUCUUCGCCAAGAUCCUGCUUCCGCUGGUUAACCAGUACUUUAUAAACCAUUGCCUGUACUUCCUCUCCACUCCUGCUAAAGUGCUGGGCAGUGGUGGUCAUGCCUCUAACAAAGAGAAAGAGAUGAUUGCCAGCAUCUUCUGUAAGUUGGCUGCUCUAGUGAGGCACAGAGUUUCCCUCUUUGGAACUGAUUCAUCAGCAGUGGUGAACUGCCUACACAUCCUGUCCCAUUCAUUAGAUGCCAGGACUGUGAUGAAAUCUGGCCCGGAGAUUGUAAAAGCAGGCCUGCGCUCCUUUUUCGAGAGUGCUGCCGAUGAUAUUGAGAAGAUGGUUGAAAAUCUUAAACUGGGUAAAGUGUCCACCAAAAAUCAGGUUAAAGGCGUGUCUCAGAACAUUAACUACACCACGGUUGCUCUUCUGCCGGUGCUCACAUCGCUGUUUGAGCACAUUGCUCAGCAUCAGUUCGGUGAUGAUGUCAUCUUGGAUGACCUGCAGAUAUCCUGCUAUCGUCUCAUGUGUAGCAUGUACUCGGUGGGCACAGUCAAGACUCCUCAUGCAGAAAAACUGAGGCCUGCUCUUGGUGAGUGUAUGGCUCAUCUGGCUGCUGCCAUGCCUGUGGCUUAUCUGGAACCAAUUCUCAACGAAUUCAAUUCAUACUCAGUAUACACAACCAAAACACCACGAGAGCGAGCUAUUCUGGGUCUCCCCAGUCAGGUGCAGGAGUUGUGUCUGGACAUCCCAGAGCUUGAUGUUCUAAUGAAAGAGAUCGGUGACCUGGCAGACUCUGGUGCCCGAUACACUGAGAUGCCCCACGUGAUUGAAAUCACCCUACCCAUGUUGUGUAACUACCUCCCACGCUGGUGGGAGAGAGGGCUUGAGAACUUCCCUGAGCAGGAGGGACAACUGUGCACUGACGUCACGUCAGAACAACUCAACCAGCUGCUGGGCAACAUCAUGAAGAUUGUGGUCAACAACCUGGGCAUUGAUGAGGCGUCCUGGAUGAAGAGAUUGGCUGUUUUUGCGCAGCCCAUUGUGAGUCGAGCUAAACCGGAGAUGCUAAAGUCACACUUCAUCCCCACCAUGGAGAAGCUGAAGAAGCGCUCAGCGAAGGUAGUGGCUGAGGAGGAGCAUUUACGCAUGGAGGGAAAAUCAGAGGUGGACAGUGAAGAAGGAACCAUUCGAGACGAGUUUGCUGUGCUCUGCAGGGACCUCUACGCCCUCUACCCGCUGCUCAUCCGCUAUGUGGAUAACAGCAGGGCAAGGUGGCUGACCUGUACUGACCCUGAUGCUGAAGACCUCUUCAGGAUGGUGGGAGAAGUUUUCAUCUUCUGGUCAAAAUCUCAUAACUUCAAGCGGGAGGAGCAGAACUUUGUGGUGUUCAAUGAGAUUAACAACAUGUCCUUUCUCACAGCUGACAGCAAGAGUAAAAUGAGCAAGGGUGGUGGCGCAGAUGCAGAACGUACCAAAAAGAAGCGGCGUGGGGACCGAUACUCUGUGCAGACCUCACUGAUUGUUGCUGCUCUGAAGAAACUACUGCCCAUUGGUCUCAACAUGUGUUCUCCAGCAGAUCAAGAGCUGAUCAACCUGGCAAAGAUCCGAUAUUCUCUGAAAGACACAGAUGAAGAAGUGAGGGAGUGUCUUCAGAAUAACCUGCAUCUACAGGGCAAGGUGGAGGACCCCUCCAUGCGUUGGCAGAUGGCUUUAUAUAAGGAAAACUCAGGCAAGGCAGAGGAUGCUGAAAACCCUGAGAAAGUGGUGAAGAGGGUACAGGAGGUCGCCGCUGUGCUGUACCACAUUGAAGUGACAGAACACCCCUUCAAAUCGAAGAAGAUGGUUUGGCACAAGCUGCUGUCCAAGCAGCGCCGCAGAGCCGUAGUGGCGUGUUUCAGAAUGACUCCACUGUACAACAUUCCCAGGCAUCGGGGAUCCAACAUGUUCCUAGACGGCUACAAACGGAACUGGCUGGGAAAUGAAGGCUACUCAUUUGAGGAUAAAAUGAUUGAUGAUUUAUCUAAAACACUGGAGGAAGAGGAGGAGGAAGAAGAGGAGACCGAGUCCAAACCCGACCCCCUGCAUCAGCUCAUUCUUCACUUCAGCCGCACAGCUCUCACCGAAAAAACAAAGCUUGAUGUAGAUCACCUGUACAUGGCUUACGCUGAUAUAAUGGCAAAGAGCUGCCACAUUGGUGAGGAGGACACGGAGGUAGAGGAGGAGGAGGAGGGGGGCGAAGAGGCUUCAUUUGAGGUGCGACAGACUGAGAUGGAAAAGGAGAUGGAGAAGCAGAGGCUUCUGUACCAGCAGUCCCGACUUCACGACCGUGGAGCAGCUGAGAUGGUGCUGCAGAUGAUAAGCGCCUGCAAAGGUGAGCCUGGAGCCAUGGUUUCUUCCACUCUCAAGCUGGGCAUCUCCAUCCUCAACGGAGGCAACUGUGACGUCCAGCAGAGAAUGCUGGACUACCUUAAGGACAAGAAGGACGUUGGCUUCUUUCUGAGCUUGCAGGCUCUGAUGCAGACCUGCAGUGUUCUAGACUUGAAUGCAUUUGAGAGGCAGAAUAAAGCAGAGGGGCUUGGAAUGGUUUCAGAAGAGGGCACAAAUAUCAAGCUAGAACGGGAUGAGAAAGUAAUGGCAGAUGAUGAAUUCACAUGCGACCUCUUCCGCUUCCUGCAGCUGCUUUGCGAGGGCCACAAUAAUGAUUUCCAGAACUACCUGCGCACCCAAACUGGCAGUACCACCACUAUCAACAUUAUCAUCUGCACUGUGGAUUACCUACUGAGAUUACAGGAAUCCAUCAGUGAUUUCUACUGGUAUUAUUCUGGAAAAGACAUCAUUGAUGAACCAGGCAAGAGGAACUUCUCCAAAGCGAUGCAUGUAGCCAAGCAGGUCUUUAACAGCCUGACAGAAUAUAUUCAGGGCCCGUGCACUGGUAACCAGCAGUCACUGGCUCACAGCAGAUUGUGGGAUGCUGUGGUGGGAUUCCUGCAUGUGUUUGCGCACAUGAUGAUGAAACUGGCACAGGAUUCCAGUCAGAUUGGUCUUCUGAAGGAGCUUUUGGACCUGCAAAAAGACAUGGUGGUUAUGCUACUGUCUCUACUGGAGGGUAACAUCGUAAAUGGCACCAUUGCUCGCCAGAUGGUAGACAUGUUGGUAGAGUCAUCCAGCAACGUUGAGAUGAUCCUCAAGUUCUUUGACAUGUUCCUUAAGCUGAAGGACAUCGUGGCAUCAGAUGCCUUCCGCGACUAUGUGACCGACCCGCGUGGCCUUAUCUCUAAGAAAGACUUCUCCAAAGCCAUGGACAGCCAAAAGCAGUACUCGCCCUCUGAGAUCCAGUUCCUGCUCUCCUGCUCCGAGGCUGAUGAGAAUGAGAUGAUCAACUUCGAAGAGUUUGCCGAUCGCUUUCAGGAGCCAGCCAAAGACAUUGGGUUCAACAUCGCCGUGCUACUCACCAACCUCUCUGAACACGUACCGCAUGACACACGCCUACAGAACUUCUUAGAGCAGGCUGAAAGUGUCUUGAACUAUUUCCGCCCCUUCCUGGGCCGCAUUGAGAUCAUGGGUGCCAGUCGAAAGAUCGAGCGUAUCUACUUUGAGAUCAGCGAGGCCAACCGCAACCAGUGGGAAAUGCCUCAGGUCCGAGAGUCUAAGAGGCAGUUCAUAUUCGACGUGGUCAAUGAAGGUGCAGAAUCGGAAAAGAUGGAGAUGUUUGUGAACUUCUGCGAGGACACCAUCUUUGAGAUGAACAUAGCCUCCCAGAUCUCUGAGCAAGAGGAAGAACCGAACGGAGAUGAGGAUGAUGAGGAAGAAGAGGAAAGUGGUGGAGGGGCAAAUGAAAGCGCAGGUGAAGGAGAGGAAGGGAAUGGAGAGGAGGCUCCUGCCGAGUCCAGCUCGGCGUUUGCAGACUUCAUCAAGAGUGUUGUGAACUUCUUUAAACUUUUCACCUUCCGCAACCUUCGCAGACGCUAUCGCAGACUCCGGAAGAUGACCAUAAAGGAGAUGAUCGUAGGCCUUGCCACCUUCUUCUUUACCAUAAUCAUGGGAAUCUUGCAUUUCAUCUACAGCAUCUGCAAAGGCUUCUUUAUGCUGAUCUGGAAAACACUCUUUGGAGGUGGCCUCGUAGAGGGAGCCAAGAAGAUGACGUUAACCGAAAUCCUAACUAACAUGCCUGACCCAACUCAGGAUGAGGUGCACGGCGAAGUCUCAUCCGAGCCAGGAAAAGUCCAGGAAGCAGGUGGAUCAGGAGAAGGAGAGGAAAUUGGUGCUGGAGAAGAGGAAGAUGUGGAAGAGGAAGCAGAGGGAGGUGGCAGGUCUGGAUUUGAUACCCCUGGAGGUUUAGGAGAUAUGGGUGAGACAGAGCCAGAGGAGCCUCCAACACCAGAGGGCACCCCAUUGCUCAAGAGAAAACUGUUGGGCGAAGAAGGACAGGAAGAGGAAACUGUUGAAGAAGAGCCAGUAGUAGAAGAGCCAGCCCCAGAACCAGAAAAAGCAGAUGCUGAAAACGGAGAGAAAGCCGAGAAGGAAGCUGUGGCCGAGCCAGAGGAGAAAAAGGUUAAAGAGGAUAAGCAACAACAAGUAAAAACCAAAACUAAGAAGGAGAAAGAAGCUGCUGGUGAAGCCUUUGAACUUUGGAAUGAGUUGGAGGUCCAGAGAAUCAAGUUUAUGAACUGCCUGUCUCGCAACUUCUACAACCUGCGCUUCCUGGCUCUGUUCAUGGCAUUUGCUCUGAACUUCAUCCUGCUUUUUUACAAGGUAUCCAGCAGCCCUCCGGGUGAGGAGUUUGAAGGCUCAGGCAUGUUUGAGGGUUCAGGUAUGGCUGAGGGAUCCGGUGGUGAGCCAGAAGGUUCAGGAAUGGAAGAAAAUGGGGAGGAAGAUGAUGAUGAAGGACCUGUGUAUUACUUUCUGGAGGAGAGUACAGGUUACAUGGAGCCUACAAUGUUCUUGCUCGGAAUUUUACACACAAUCAUUUCCGGCCUCUGCAUUAUCGGCUACAACUGUCUUAAGGUUCCCCUGGUCAUCUUCAAGAGGGAAAAGGAACUCGCACGUAAACUGGAAUUCGAUGGCAUUUAUGUGACUGAACAGCCAGAGGAUGAUGACAUCAAAGGCCAGUGGGACAGACUGGUGCUAAAUACGCCGUCUUUCCCCAACAACUACUGGGACAAGUUUGUGAAGAAAAAGGUACUGGAGAAGUAUGGUGACAUCUAUGGCAGAGAGAGAAUUGCUGAGCUGCUGGGAAUGGACUUGGCAUCACUAGACGUCAGUGCAAUGACACAUGAAAAGAAGCCAGAACCUGAUACAUCCAUGUUUACCUGGUUCACCUCUAUUGAUAUCAAGUACCAGAUUUGGAAGUUUGGAGUGGUGUUCACAGAUAACACUUUCCUCUACCUGGUGUGGUACAUGGUCAUGUCCCUCCUGGGUCACUACAACAACUUUUUCUUUGCCUGCCACCUGGUGGACAUUGCCAUGGGUGUCAAAACGCUGCGCACCAUCCUGUCCUCAGUCACGCACAACGGCAAACAGCUGGUGAUGACAGUGGGCUUGCUAGCUGUAGUCGUGUACCUGUAUACUGUUGUGGCUUUCAACUUCUUCCGCAAGUUCUACAACAUGAGCGAGGACGAGGAUGAACCGGACAUGAAGUGUGAUGACAUGAUGACUUGCUACCUGUUUCACAUGUACGUGGGUGUAAGAGCCGGCGGUGGUAUAGGUGAUGAGAUUGAGGAUCCGGCUGGAGACGAAUAUGAGCUGUACCGCGUGGUCUUCGACAUUACUUUCUUCUUCUUCGUUAUCGUUAUCCUGCUGGCCAUCAUUCAGGGUCUGAUUAUUGAUGCCUUUGGUGAGCUGAGAGAUCAGCAAGAGCAGGUCAGGGAGGACAUGGAGACUAAGUGCUUCAUCUGUGGGAUCGGCAGUGAUUACUUUGACACGACUCCGCAUGGUUUUGAAACUCAUACAAUGGAGGAGCACAACUUGGCAAACUACAUGUUCUUCCUGAUGUAUUUAAUCAAUAAAGAUGAAACAGAGCACACAGGACAGGAAUCGUAUGUGUGGAAGAUGUACCAGGAGCGAUGCUGGGACUUUUUCCCGGCUGGCGACUGUUUUAGGAAGCAAUAUGAGGAUCAGCUUGGCUAGUGUCCGGUGCUGUAUAGGACGUGCUAGUGUGUGUGUGCUUCAAAAUAUAAACUCAGAGGAAUAGUGAUUGUUCCUUAAUUGAGUGAAACACUAAACUAGAUAAGCACACAUUUACAUAGCCUUUUAUGUCCUUAUGUGAAUGUAAAAAUAAGUGCAAGAUAAAUAUGCAACGUGUGAAUGUUAAUUUAUCUGUGUUUGAGUGAGAGAGAGAAAGCAAGAGACAGAGAGAAGAAAUGUAUGGGCUUCAUUCAUUGAUUUAUUGUGUUAAUCAUUUGACGGACUGUAUCAGACCAAAAUGAGCACUCACAGCCUUUCUUUCUUCUCUUGGUCUCUUUGGUAUAUCUAUGGAUUUUAAAACAUCACUGUGCCUAAUUGUACAAUGGAAAUGGAAAAUAUGAUGAUUCUUAUUUAAAGAACAUCAGUAUCAAUCUUUUUAUUAGACCCAGUAGACAAUUCAGACAAAAUCUCAGCUUAAUACAGCAUAUAUACACCAGAACCACAUAUGUGGUCAUAACACUGGUAACAAUCAUUAUGUUCUAGGAAUCGGUUUAACUGUUGACAAUUAAACUAGACGAUUUUGUUAAUGGACGCGAUAUAUAAAUGUGUGCCACAUUUGAUUCUUUGAGAGGAAUCUAACCAAAGGCCUUUAUCUUGUUGUUCUUUUUCUGAGACAAUGUUGUAUAGCCUAUUUCAUCUAUUUUAUCUACGAUUCUUCAUAUAAUUGAUGUGAGCUUAAAAUUUAAUGUUUAACUAAAGCCCCUUUCACACUCACACUGGGUUGUUUACAUGGUUAUUUACAUGGUCGUUUAGGUUUUGUCCUUUAAUGCAUUUGCACAUUUAAAGAGACCCUUUUUACACACUUGACAUGGAUACCAAAGGGGUGUAAAGUUACACAUACAGGUUUUUCUUAAGUAUUUUAACUCACAUUCACUUUAAUUUAUUAUUUAGGAAACCAGUAAGAGUUAGUAUUAUUUAAAUACACAAAUUUUUAAACAGUUAAACUUUUUAUGUAUUAAAAGAUGUCUGUACUGACCAUCGGAUUAUUAAAGAAAUGCAAUACCAACCCUGUAUGAGCAACCAAUCCUAAUUAUUCUAAUGCUAGUUUCUGGCAAUUGCAUUUUUUUUCACUGUUAAAAUCUACCAUUGAUUGUUGAUUACGAGCCUAAGCUGUACAUUAGAUUAACGAUAUUGGGCUUUUUAAAGUCCUUUUAACCAUAAAUGUUAGUGAUCACAGCAUUGACCCUGCACUUAAACUCCCAAGUGGUGGAAAACAAAAAAAUAACUCAAAAAGAACACCAUAUAUGGUAAAAAUACAAAUCAGCCACUUACUGUUUUUUAUGAUUUUUAUUGUUGUGUUCAUAAGGAAUUUUUGCCAUCUGUUAGAAAACAUUGAUGUGCAUUGCUGGAUGGUUGCAUGUGUGUGUAGGCCGAGGCUCAUGCAAAAUAGACUUUAAAGUCAAGACUUAAGGCUAAUCUGGGGAUAACAGAGUUGUCCUAAUUUGUCACGCUUUUAAUACAGUAUGAUAAAUUGGGACGUAGUCAGAUCUGAUCGUAGGUUACUGGCGUUCCUGUAUACACAGUGUGAGCCCUGAAAUUGGAUAAUUCUGUUUGACCCAGUAAAAUGUACAUUCAAAUACUGGAAAAUAGAAAUGGCAAUUUUUGAUUGCCCACUGAUAUUCAUUUAUUUUUAAACUGUUGUUGUGUAGGCUGAAGCUACAUUAUUUUAUGAAUUGUCUCUUAUUACCUGAUGCGUGACUACAUCAUUGUUAUUUCUUUUAAAGUUUUUAAAACUGGGGCAUUUUUAAAAAUAAUAACAAAGCAUCAUUUUACUAGUGGUUAUGUACUGGUGCAUACAGUUUGUUGUUGCACUAUUUUUAUUGAAAUCCACAGAAUGUGUGUGUGUUUUUUAAAGGAAUGGCAGAAAUGUCCUUGUUAACAUGGUUUAAAAGGCAGAGCCACAUAAAUGAUUACAAACACAUCCUUCAAUCACCCGAGCCAUCUUUACCUUGAGAUUGGCUUCUCGCUGUCUAUGGUAACUACUUAAUAAUAAAACCAAUAGAAAAUUAACAUGUAUUUUACUACUUAAUAAAUACUAAAUUACUACAUAUUUAAAAACAAGAAUUUCAGUGGCAGACUUGUGUGUUUAACUUACUUUAUAAUUAUAUUUAUUAUUAUAGUUACUGGAUUAUGUGGCAGGGUAGGAUUACAUAUAUUGUACUGUUUUGCAAGAUCACAAUUCAGUAUCAUGCAGUUGGUGCAGCUUUACACACCUGUUAUCAGCUGUGUUAUCUACUUUCGCUACAUUCUCGACAUAACUUGUGGGUGUUCUGCUUUAGAAUGACCCUCUUUUGUUACUUCAUUUAUUAAAUUGCCUUUGUCAAGUCUACCAGGGAUUUUAAUUUGGGGUUAUGCACACACUUACCCACACCAUAGUAGAUCACUGAUAAAUUCUCGGGUUAUAGGUGCAUGUGUGAAAGGGGUUUAACUGUUCUGCACUCCAAAGUCUUAGAAUGAGAUGCUGAUUGUUUUGCCACAUUCACUCACACUGUGUUUUUGCAGCUCAUCUCUACACUACCAGCAGGGUUCAUUCUGUGGUUCUUAGACUUGUAUAGAAACACUGAUAUUAGCCAACAGUUACAUCAGUGUGAUCAGGUGUUUCCUUUGUUUCCUUUAUUUACCAGUGCAUCUUAAUGCUUUGAUGUAUAGAUGUAUUAUUUUGCCAUCUUUGAGAAAGGAAACUCGAUAUGCUGUAGAUUUUAUUGAAAUGUAACUUAUUUUGACAACAAAUAUAUAGAUGUAUAAAUAUAUAUAUUUUUAGUUGGAGCUUUGAAAUAUCCUGAGCUUUUCUGUACUAAAUAAAUAUGUAUUGUGUACUUUUUAGAGAAAAAAGGUACUGAUAAAGAAAUUACCAACUGAACAUGGAUGAGAUGUGUGUCCAGUUUGCAACUGAAUUAAUCAGAUGGCUUUGUGACUUCUGCUGUUACUUUUAACUCAAUAUAGUAUUGUUUGUUUUCCCAAAUAUUCCUAAUUUGAGCUUGAAAAGUCGGGGACAAAGCCACACAACAUUUAACGAUUGUGUGCUGCAGUUGUAAGAAUCUGACUGGGCUGCUUUGCAGAAUUGCAAUAAAAUAUAUUUUAAGAGCA